Messenger RNA from Solanum lycopersicum (tomato), 2038 nucleotides. RefSeq names its product tryptophan aminotransferase-related protein 4-like. The record is from RefSeq and is a predicted model, not a curated record. Lineage: Eukaryota; Viridiplantae; Streptophyta; Magnoliopsida; Solanales; Solanaceae. Gene Ontology annotation, molecular function: transaminase activity; carbon-sulfur lyase activity. Gene Ontology annotation, biological process: amino acid metabolic process.
AUUUAUCACAAAGGGUAUUUUGUUUCCAAAAAUCUUAAAAUAUGUCGUCAUUAGAUUUAAAGUGGAAAGUGUUAUUUAGCGUUUCAGUAAUUGUCAAUUUUACAUGUAUUGUGUUGGUAAUACUUCAUAGUGAGACGACGCACCUAAGCUGGACAAGAAAAACCGCUACAGAAGCAGAGAAAGUUGCGUCUAUUAGUUGUUCAGGACAUGGAAGAGCUUAUUUAGACGGCUUAGUACUCAGAGAAGACGGAAAACCGAUUUGUGAGUGCAAUGCAUGCUUUACUGGCCCUGAUUGCUCUCUCUUUAAACCCAGUUGCGCGGUUGAUGUAGACAGCGGAAACCCUAUGUUUUUAGAGCCAUUUUGGAAGCAAAAUGCAGGGAGUAGUGGUGUAAUGGUAGCUGGAUGGCAUAGAAUGGGCUAUGAAUUUGAGGAUGGUUCGCUCAUUUCUAAGCAAUUGGAGAGUGUAAUACACAAGUUACAUGAAACUGUAGGAAAUGCAAACACAUCAAACAAGUACAUAGUAUUCGGCGUUGGCUCAACUCAACUUCUUAAUGCCGCGGUGUAUGCUCUUUCCCAUCACAACUCCAAUUCAUCGCCUACCAAAGUGGUUGCUUCUGCCCCUUACUAUCCUGUUUACAAAUCACAAACAGAGCUAUUGGAUUCGAAAAAGUAUAAGUUUAGUGGAGAUACAUCGUCUUGGAAAAACAAAACAAGGAGUAGUAGGACUAAUUUCAUUGAGUUUGUGACAUGUCCAAACAAUCCAGAUGGGCACUUAAACAAGGCAGUUCUUCAAGGAAAAUUUGCAAGACAUGUGUACGAUUUAGCUUACUAUUGGCCACAUUACACCGCAAUUCCAAGUCCUAUGGAUGAAGAUCUCAUGUUAUUUACACUUUCAAAGCUCACUGGUCAUGCUGGUAGCAGAUUUGGAUGGGCUAUAGUCAAAGACAAAGAUGUAUACGAAAGAAUGGUGGAAUACAUAGAUUUAAACACUUAUGGUAUUCCGCGUGAAACUCAAUUGAGAGCUUUAAAACUCUUAAACGUUGUGUUACAAGGAGAUAGAAGAGAAAUAUUUCGAUUUGCCCAUACAAUUAUGAAGACUAGAUGGGAAAAGCUCGCGGAGAUGUUGUCUACUUCAAAACGAUUCUCAAUGGAACAACUUCCCUCCCAACAUUGUGCAUUUUCCAAACAAGUUAGGCCAACUUCUCCAGCUUUUGCGUGGUUAAAAUGUGAAGCGGAAGAAGAUGAAGAGUGUCACAACGUGCUGAGGGAAGCUAAUAUUAUUGGUCGAAAAGGCGCUGUAUUUGGAGUUGAAAAUCGUUAUGUUCGUCUUAGUGUUGUGAAUAGCAGAGAUGAUUUCGAUUUAUUGCUGCAACGACUACAAGAUUUAGUGUCUAAACACUUAUCUAUCGUCGAUGCUGUCAUGUCGCUGUGAUCAUUCAUUUUAUAUCUUAGGAGAGGAACACUUUAUAUACACACAAUUUGUUGAUUCAACUUUAGUUAGUAAUACCAAAAAUCCAUUAUCAUUUUGUAUCUUACUUUAACCUAAUCUUUUUCAUUAUACUUUCUAAAACUAAAUCGGGAAAUGCGCAAGUAUCUUAUAAACUAUGACCAAAAUUCAUAGACAUACUCUAACUAAAUUAAGGUUCUAUUACCUCUAAAUAUUUUUUAUGUAGUUUUAUAUACCUUUAGUCUUACGUGACACACUCUGUGGCUCCACGCAAUUAUGGUAUGUGAGAGAUAUUUGGAUGUCACGUAAGUUAAAAAGGUGCACAAAAUUACAAAAAAAUAAUAAUUCAGAGGGUAAUAGAUCCUUAGAAUAAUUAAGGUGUAUAUCUGGGAUUUCAAUCAUAGUUGUAAAAUUAGGUCUUAGUCCUAACUCACACCCCAAAAGCUAGCUCAAAGGGAGGAGGAUUGCCCAAUCCUUAUAAGGAAUCCACCCAUUUCAUUAACCACCGAUGUGAGACUUUUGUUUGUGGGACUUUUGUUUUAACAAUAGUCUAGGGGGUACUUGUGUAUUUUCCCAAACUAAAAAGUAAA